This is a messenger RNA of Aspergillus piperis CBS 112811, 3792 nucleotides long. RefSeq names its product hybrid non-ribosomal peptide synthetase/type I polyketide synthase. Gene Ontology annotation, biological process: fatty acid biosynthetic process. Lineage: Eukaryota; Fungi; Ascomycota; Eurotiomycetes; Eurotiales; Aspergillaceae. The transcript has a single exon. The annotation marks the transcript as partial. The record is from RefSeq and is a predicted model, not a curated record. Gene Ontology annotation, molecular function: phosphopantetheine binding; fatty acid synthase activity.
AUGGGGGAUAUGGACGGUACGAUCUCAAACGAGGAUUAUCUGACACUUAUUGAGCAAUUCAACGCCACCGAAGAUGCCACGACGUUAGGGUUUUGCCUCCCCGAACUGUUUGAAAAGGUUGCGGAGCGAUAUCCCAACAACAUUGCGGUGAUCUAUGGCGAUACUAAACUAGCCUACGGGACACUCAAUCGACUUGCAAAUCAGCUGGCCCGCAUCUUGGUGGAGGAGCGAGGGGUCGGCCGUGGGGAUGUGGUCGGUGUGGCCCUUGACCGGUCCAUUGACCUGAUUGUCGCAGUGUUGGCGGUGGUCAAGGCUGGGGCUGCGUACGUGCCGAUUGAUCCGGCCUUUCCUGCGGACAGGGUGACGCACAUGGUGAAUGAUGCCGGUCCGAAGCUUGUCGUUGUUAGUGAUAGCACCGUCACGGCACUGUCGCCGUGGCGGGAUAUCUGCCUCAGUAUUGACACGGUACGGGGCAACAUGAAGCAGGUUGACAGCAGCAACCUAACCACCCAAAAUGUGCGGCCAGAAAACCUCGCAUACGUCAUCUAUACAUCCGGGUCGACGGGACGCCCUAAGGGGGUGGAGGCGAACCAUGGAGCACUGUGCAAUCUCUUGCUCUCGAUGCAGAAGGAACCGGGAUGCGCCCCGGGGGAUCGACUGUUGGCAGUAGCUACCAUCUCCUUCGACAUGUCCAUCCUGGACCUACUCCUACCACUGGCGAGUGGUGCGGCAACGGUGAUCGCCCCGACAGAGGCUCUUCGAGACCCCGGAGCACUACUCAAGUUGAUGGAGCGCCAUUCGGUAACCAUGAUUCAGGCGACCCCUUCUUUUUGGCAGAUGCUGCUGGACGGUGGCUGGAAGGGUCAACCCCGGCUAGUCAAGAUCUUGACGGCCGGCGAACCCAUCUCGCGUCGACUACUCGACCGCUUGCUGGCCUACGGGGAUAUGGUGUGGAAUGGGUAUGGCCCAACCGAGGCCACCGUGUACGCAAGCGUGGGCAGGGUGAGCCAAGACGAACAAGACAUCGUCAUCGGACAUCCCAUCGCAAAUUUCCAGCUGUACGUUCUGAAUCCGAAGGAUCUGACACCCAUGCCGAUCAGUGGGCUGGGUGAGGUAUACAUCGGCGGUUGCGGCGUGAACUGCGGGUACCGCAACAAGCCGGGCAUGACCAAGGAACGAUUCCUUGACAACAAUCCUUUUCACCCUGGACGGUUAUACCGUACUGGCGAUCUGGCCCGGUUCCUCGCUCCAGGCAAGCUCAAGCUCGUAGGCCGUAUUGACAGCCAGGUUAAAGUUCGGGGAUACCGCAUCGAGCUUGAAGAUAUCUCAGCAGCCAUCACAGAGCAUGAGGAGGUCUCAGCGGCUGUGGUGGUCACUAGGGAUGACCAGCUUAUCGCGUACUUUAUGCGCAACAAUGGCAACCACCAGAAACCCCUAGACCACGUCUUACGGGCGUGGCUAGCCCAGCGCCGGCCGGCCUACAUGAUGCCCGCCUUCUUCGUCGAAAUGGAUACCUUUCCAAUGACACUGAAUGGGAAGAUCGACCGAAAGGCGCUCCCAGAUCCUACGAAGAGGGUUAGAGCCAGCACCGCACAACCCCAAACAGAGCUGGAGCGUCGCGUGCUGGCCGUUUGGUCGCAAGUCUUGGGCCAUACCGGCAUUGGGAUCAACGACAAUUUCUUCGACGUUGGGGGCAACUCCGUUCGUCUUCCACGUGUCAAGGCGGGGUUGGAAGAGCUCAUGGGCCGACCAGUGCAGAUGGCAAAGCUCUUCGAGUACUACACCAUCAAGUCUCUGGCGGCAUACCUCGAGCGUAGCCAAGAGGAGGGUCAUAUCACCACCAGCGCGAGGCCUCCAUUUGAUCCUACGCUGCGGGGAGAGGCACAGCAACAAAGCUCCAGCGACCAUCCUAGUUCUAGCUGGAACAAUGAACACAUCGCAAUCAUUUCAAUGGCAUGCCGGUUCCCCGGGGGCAUCACCAGCCCAGAGGAGUUCUGGGAGCUGCUUGAGACAGGCAACGAUGUGAUAACCGAGGUACCUCAGGACCGCUGGGAUGCCGAUGCGCUGUACGAUGCCGACCCAGCCGCGCCGGGCAAGUCACACUGCCGACGUGGGGGGUUCAUCCGGGACGGUGUGGGCUCUUUUGACGCCCCCUUCUUCGCCAUAUCCCCACGAGAAGCCCGCACACUAGAUCCGACGCAGAACGUGAUGCUGGAAACAUGCUGGGAAGGUUUGGAGCGAGGUGGGUACACCAUGGAACAGCUCCGCGGGAGCCUGACGGGUGUGUUCAUCGGCCAUAGCCAAGCGGCCGCUCACAGCGUCGGUCGAGACCUCGCUGAUUUGGAUGGAUAUGCAGUCACCGGCUCCAUCGGCGCCACUCUCUCGGGCCGGGCAUCAUAUGUCCUGGGACUGGAGGGACCAUCACUGACGGUGGACACGGCAUGCUCCUCCUCCCUAGUCAGUACGCACCUGGCUUGUACAUCAUUGCGACAGGGGGGAUGCGAUAUGGCAGUGGCAGGCGGGGUGACUCUGAUGCUUUCCCCAGGGCUCAUGGUAGAAUUCACCCGGUUAGGGGGCAUCUCGCCUGAUGGCUCCUGCCAUGCGUUCUCGGCAGACUCACAAGGUACCGGCUUUAGUGAAGGCUCCGCUGUUGUUGUGUUGAAGCGACUAUCCGAUGCUCAGCGUGACGGCGACACUAUUCAGGCCGUGUUACGCGGCAGCGCUAUCAAUCAUGGCGGACGCCGUGCUGCCAGCCUCACAACGCCGAGUGGCGCUGCCCAGGUGCAUCUCAUCCAAUCCGCCCUCGGAGCAUCCGGGCUGACACCGAGUGACAUUGACUACAUUGAAGCUCAUGGCACGGCCACCAAGCUGGGCGACCCCAUAGAAGGCACCGCGCUGGCGGAAGUAUUUUCCAAUCGGUCCCUGUCCCUAGAACCACUAUGGGUUGGGUCGGCGAAGUCAAAUCUUGGCCACACCCAGGCAUCCGCCGGCCUGGCGAGCUUGUUGAAGGUCGUGUUGGCCAUGCAACACCGCUUGAUUCCAAAGACCUUACAUGUCACGGAACCAACGCCAUUGGUGGACUGGCACAAAGCUAACAUGGCACUGGUGCUGGAGAAUCAGCCAUGGCCGUCUACCCACACGCGACGCGCGGGCGUGAGCUCUUUCGGCAUUGGCGGUACCAACGCACAUAUCAUCGUCGAGGAAGCACCGCCCUCACCAUCCACCGUCAGCGUACACAGCAAUGCUCGACCAUCACCAUCUAUGGUAUCUUUCGUAGUGUCGGGGCAAAACAAUGCAGCCCUGCACCAGCAAGUUAAGAAGCUUCACCGACACUUUCAAAAUGCUAUUCCUACGAAUGGCAGCGACUAUCUAGGGGACGUGGCUUACUCGCUGGCGGUCAAACGCACCCACUUCCGCCGACGAUUAGCAUUCAUUGCCAACGACAAGGCGGACCUGCUAAAAAAACUGGCCUCUUGCGCAGACGCUCAGAUGGGCGAGCUGCAGCCUCCUGCCGGCGUCAUCCACAGCACCAAGAUGGAAUACGCUGAUCGGGGAUUGCACCUAGCCAUGUUGUUUACCGGCCAAGGGAGUCAGCGGCUGGGUAUGGGCAAAAGACUCUAUCAGGUCUAUCCCACCUUUCGCAAGGCCCUGGAAGAAGUCGUGGCAUACUUCCCCAGCCUUGAAACCCCUCUCUUGGAAGUGAUGUGGGCCGAACACCAGAGCGAUGCCGCCAAAUUACUCGACCGCACCGACUAUGCGCAGCCCGCUAUAUUCUCCGUGGAGGUGGCACUA